Caenorhabditis sp. 36 PRJEB53466 is the source of this 1317-nucleotide messenger RNA. The record is from the annotation of a GenBank genome assembly. NCBI's taxonomy places the organism in Eukaryota, Metazoa, Nematoda, Chromadorea, Rhabditida, Rhabditidae.
AUGGCCGGAUCUUCUGCUGCCACUGGCUCUCGCCAAUCGCCCGUUCAUCAUGACAAGCGCCCGUUGAUCGUCGUUAUCGGAAUGGCAGGGUCGGGGAAGACCACGUUCGUUCAAAAUAUGGCCGCCAGUUUGAAUGCUCAGCGAGCUGCUCCAUUCGUUGUGAACCUGGUGUAUGAUAAGACAGAUGAGGUUGGCGUCGAGAUUGAGAAGCUGAAAUGAAAUGGCCGUUUGCAGUUGAUCAGCAGGAUGAAUGAGCAGACUUACAACUCCGUUAUCGUGGACACUCCUGGAAGCAUCGAAGCAUUCGCAGAAGGCAGUCCGGGACUCAAAUUCAUUCAAUCUCUUUCGAAAAGUCACUCCGCCGUCCUCGUCUACUGCCUCAACUCCCAAAUGGUCAAAACGCCAACUUCGUUCCUCACCAACAUGUUGUACGCUUGCUCGGUGCUCACGCAUGCAAAACUCCCCGUAGUCAUUCUGUUCAACAAGGUGAAUUAUUCGUCUCUCAUUUUAACGCUUAUCAUCCACCUUUCAGGCUGAUCUUUUCGUCCCAUCGUACGCAAUUGAAUGGAUGGAGGAUUACGCCUUGAUGGGCAGAAAUCUGGAAGACGUGAGAAAUUCGGAGAGAUUGGUCGAGUUUUCGAGCAGAGCACUUGGCGAAGCCCUGUCUCAGUUGCCGAGUGGGUGCAAAAUGGCGUAUGCGAGUUCCAGGCAAGGAACAGGAUUCGCUGAAGUGUUCAAAGCGAUCGAAGAAGCGGCUAGCGAUCACGAGCACCUGUUCGUUCCGAAUCAGUUGAAGGCCGAAGAGAGCGAAGUGAAGGAGGGGUCGACAAGAAAGGCGGCGAAGCCAGCAUUCCGCAUUUACUCGGACAAAGAAGACGCUUUCCUGCUCCGUCGAUUACAAGAAGUGUCGGAAAAGGGCAAAAAGAUAAACAUCAUGUCCUUCUGCAGAAACCUAAAGUCGGAAGGUUUCAAUCGUGAGCCAGACUCGAUUAAAAGACGGUACGAUUGUGUGAAGACUUGAAGCGUGACUAAAUGUAAUGAUUUUCCAGACUGGCCGACUAUCUCCGAGAUAAAAUUGAAAAUAAUGGUUCUCUGGAUCUGGCUACGAAAUGCAGAAUGAUGUACGCGGCGUCGCUCCCGAUCUCGGACGAUUUGAGAGCGGAGCUCGAGGAGCACGGCACGUUGAAGCACGACGACGAGAAAAAAACGAUUCAGUCGUACAAUGGACUCGGCCUGGAUCUGGUGGCGAACACGAAACGGCGCAAUGUGAACGACGACUCGUCGAUGGGUGAUGAGAAGAGAAGCCGCUAUUGUUGA